AUGGUUCGUAUGGGAAAGGUGUCUUUGAAAAGUGGAAAUAAUGACACAAUUAAAGCAACUAAUCAUGAAAUUGAGGAGAUCAUCGUUAACCCGCGUUAUGAUCGUGACGCGAAAGUGAAUGACAUUGCUUUGAUUCGGGUAAAAAACAGAAUCCAAUUUUCAAGUUACAUUAAGCCAGCUUGUUUACAAACAAAUUUGGAUGACAUACCAUCGGAUGUGAAGCUCACUGUAACCGGCUGGGAUACUACAUCACCUGAAUGGAAUGUGUCAUCAGAGAUCGUGCGUAAAACAGAAUUGAUUACGAUGUCACUAUCGGAAUGCAACUCAACAAUGAUGAAAUGGAAUCGCCAACAAAAUUUGCCAACCUAUCGAAAUGGUCUGAUUAAAGGACAAUAUUGUGCACAUGGCCUUCAAGGAGAAAGCGACACUUGCUACGGAGACACUGCUGGGCCAUUGCAUUAUUUCCCCAACAAUGAAACAUCGCUGGCCACGGUGGUUGGCAUUGUAUCGUUUGGUCAAAGCUGUGGUCUUGCUCUACCAACCAUUUUCACUAGGGUCGCAUAUUACUUGGACUGGAUCGAAGGAAUUGUUUGGCCCAAUGUAUAA
Molecule: messenger RNA, 606 nt
Organism: Contarinia nasturtii (swede midge)
Lineage: Eukaryota; Metazoa; Arthropoda; Insecta; Diptera; Cecidomyiidae
Product: serine protease persephone-like
Exons: 4
Coding region: 1-606 (201 amino acids)
Biological process (GO): proteolysis
Molecular function (GO): serine-type endopeptidase activity
Source: RefSeq, a predicted model, not a curated record